This is a messenger RNA of Camelina sativa (false flax), 2262 nucleotides long. The record is from RefSeq and is a predicted model, not a curated record. Lineage: Eukaryota; Viridiplantae; Streptophyta; Magnoliopsida; Brassicales; Brassicaceae.
UACAAGUGAACGAUAAGAUUUGAAGGUAUUUUGUCUGAGUCUGACCCGUCUUAAUCCGAUUCGUCCCUUUUCUUUCAUCUCCGAGUCAAUUUUUGAAUUCGUCAAUCGUUCUUCUUCUUCUUCGUCUUCUUCCUCUUGAGAUCCCCCAGAAAAACCCUAGCUCCCUCUCUCAUUUUCCCCCUCUAAAUCUCACCAUUAAUUUUAUGCUAGGGGGAGCAUAGAAUCGAAUCCUCGGCAUACCAACAACAAUCGUGAUCGAAUCGAUCUGCGGAGGCUGAGAAACAAACUAAAAAUGUCAUCGGAGAUCGAGGUGGUUGAAGAAAUCGAAUCGAAUCCGCAGGAGAAUGGGGAAUCGAGUUCUAAAGCGGUUGACGAGGAGAGUUUGAAGAACGAUGUGUAUACCGCUGCGGCUUAUGGUGAUUUGGAGAAGCUUCAUAGAUUGGUUGAGUGUGAGGGUUGUUCUGUUUCCGAGCCCGAUGGUCUUGGCUACUAUGCUCUUCAGUGGUCCGCCUUGAACAACCGCGUCGCCGUUGCUCAGUACAUUAUUGAGCAUGGUGGAGAUGUAAAUGCCACGGAUCAUACUGGACAGACUGCAUUACAUUGGAGUGCUGUUCGUGGUGCGAUACAAGUUGCAGAACUCUUACUACAAGAGGGAGCAAGGGUCGAUGCAACGGAUAUGUAUGGCUAUCAGCCAACACAUGUCGCAGCACAGUAUGGCCAGACUGCUUUUCUUUGCCACGUUGUCUCCAAGUGGAAUGCUGAUGCUGAUGUGCCAGAUAAUGAUGGAAGAAGCCCCUUGCAUUGGGCUGCAUAUAAAGGUUUUGCAGAUUCUAUUCGCCUACUUUUAUUUCUAGAUGCAUAUAGAGGACGGCAGGACAAAGAAGGUUGCACUCCUCUGCACUGGGCUGCCAUCCGAGGUAAUUUGGAGGCUUGCACUGUCUUGGUGCAGGCUGGAAAGAAAGAGGAUUUGAUGAUUACUGACAAGACUGGGCUAACCCCUGCACAACUUGCUUCUGAAAAGAAUCACAGACAAGUUUCUUUUUUCCUUGGUAAUGCUAGAAACCUUCUUGAAAAGCGUUGCGACGGAAGCACUCCCCUUGGAAAGUUGUCAAAGUUGGGACUCGCUCCAGUUCUUUGGAUCAUGAUCCUGCUGCUUCUGCUCGUAUAUACAAAUUCUGUUGUUUUGGCAUCCAAUCUGCCAAAGUUAACAGCUGGGAUUGGUUCGCUUGCAUGGCUGGGUUUCCUUCUUGCAACUGCAGGACUAUUUUUAUUUUACCGCUGUAGCAGGAACCACUGUUAAAAAUAGAGCUAAACAACCCUGCUUUGCUUGCUGGGAAUUGGACGCAACUCUGUGCAACAUGCAAGAUUAUCAGACCUCUUCGAGCUAAGCACUGUUCCACCUGUGAUCGUUGUGUAGAGCAAUUUGAUCACCAUUGUCCUUGGGUAUCAAAUUGUGUUGGAAAAAAAAACAAGUGGGAAUUUUUCCUUUUUCUUCUACUUGAAGUUCUAGCGAUGCUGAUAACUGGUGGUGUUACUCUUGCAAGAGUCUUGAGUGACCCUUCAGCUCCAUCGUCUUUUGGAGCAUGGAUGAGCCAUGUCGCUAGUAAUCAUGUGGGUGCUUUAUCCUUUCUGCUGGUGGAAUUCUGCCUCUUCUUUUCUGUUGCUGUCUUAACAGUUAUACAAGCGUCACAAAUAUCAAGGAACAUAACUACAAACGAAAUGGCUAAUGCCCUGCGGUACAGCUACCUAAGAGGUCCAGGUGGUCGCUUCAGGAAUCCGUAUGAUCUAGGGUGCAGACGAAACUGCUCGGACUUUUUAGUAAAAGGUUAUAACGAAGAUAUUGAGUGUCAUGAAGAAGACGCAACACAGAGACAAGAGGGUAUUAGCAUGAUGCAAAUGCAGCGGAAUCCAGAACUUCAAAAUGGCAAUGGGCACGUCGCUAUCAAUGUUAACCCGGUACAUAAUUCACAGUCAACACAUGGUCAUUCUUCCAACUGCAGCCAUAGCCAUAAUAGUAAGUCAAAGACUGAUAAAGUUCCUGUGGGGUUGGGACUUGGUCUUGCUCGCAACCCAACCCGACCUGUUGUACCUCCAUGAUAGGGGCUUGUCCCAAAUGUUCCUUAUAUGUGCAUUUGUGUUGUAAGAAACACGUGUGUGCUGAUACAUUAUCAUUAACACAAGUAACUCAAGGUUCUGAACCAUGGAUUUCUUUUUUUCAGAAUUAGAUUGUUUCCAUUUAGUUAAUGUCCUUUCUCUAGAUUA